AUGGCAGUACAGAAUCUGCCCUUCAUUGGGAACAUGGAGAAGAGGAUACAGAGUGCUAGUGCAUUGUUGCACACAAGCUUGGGAUGCUGUUUUGUAGAUGGCCUGGAACAUCGGGAUUCAAUUGCAAUAUACAAUUGCUUACGUGCAUAUGCAGCGAUUGAUAAUACCAAGAGCGCUGAAGAAAUUUUUCGUACAAAUGUUGUGGCACCGUUGAUACAGAAAAUUAUUCCAAACAAUUCAUUGGGGGUCACUGGUGGGGCAUCUGGAGAUGCACUUGAGGAGGAUUAUAAACAAGUCAAGCAAUUUGUUGAAAAAGAUUGUAAAUUUUUGUUGGAAAUUUCUUCUACAGAAAAUUCAGGUUUGCAUGUAUUUUGCUUCCUGGCUAACUCAAUCCUUAAAGAGGUUCUCUCGGCAAUCCAAAGGGAAAAACCAGGGGCCUUUUCUCCUGGAAGACCUACAGAGUUUCUAAAAAAUUAUAUAUCAAGCCUGGAUUUCUUGACUCAUUUAGAAGGUUACUGCCCAUCCAGAUCUGCGGUUGUGAAAUUUCGAGCGGAGGCAGUCUAUAUUGAUUUUAUGAAGCAGUGGAAUGUUGGGGUCUAUUUCUCAUUGAGGUUUCAGGAGAUUGCCAGGGCUUUGGAUUCUGCACUUGUGGUUGCUAGUCUUAUGCCAGUUCAGAACUCAAAUUCUUACCAACAAAAUUCUCAACAUUUAAAGUUAAAGCAAAGUGUCUCUCUUUUAGAGUGCUUGAGAUCCUGCUGGAGAGAGGAUGUUCUUGUUCUUUCUUGCUCUGACAAGUUUCUUCGCUUAUCUUUGCAGCUCCUUUCUAGAUACUCAAAUUGGUUGUCAGCUGGACUGGCUGCUCGUAAAGCUGGUAAUGCUGGCUCGAGCACUGGGUCUGAAUGGGCUAUUUCUGCUCUACCAGAUGAUCUCAUAUAUGUGAUUCAUGAUUUAGAUUGUCUGGUGAUGGAGAUUUGUGGUGAUUACCUGGGACAAGUACUUGAGCUUCUCAAGUCAUGCUCUGCCGAAAUACUUGAUCUUGUAAAACAGAGCAUUUUACAGGGUGGAAAAUCUUUAAAGGAGCUUGUACCUCAAGUGAUGAACUCAAUAGUAGAAACACUAGUUGAGAAGUCUGUGGAGGACUUGAGACAACUGAAAGGAAUAACUGCAACGUACAGGAUGACUAAUAAACCUCUCCCUAUUAGACAUUCACCAUACGUCACAGGAGUGUUACGACCUUUGAAGGCAUUUUUGGAUGGAGAGCGAGCGGUCACAUAUCUAACAACUGAAAUCAAGAAUGAAAUCUUACACGGCACUGCCUUUGAGAUUACUGGUCGUUAUCAUGAAUUAGCUGCAGACCUUGUUAAUGUGGCUAGGAAAACGGAGUCUUCACUUCAGAAGAUACGUCUGGGUGCACAAAGGCGAGCUGGAGCAAGCUCAGAUGUCUCAGACCAUAAUGUGUCUGAUACUGACAAAAUAUGUAUGCAAUUGUUUCUUGAUAUUCAGGAGUAUGGGCGCAACCUUAAUGCUCUUGGAGUUGAUGCAGCAAAAAUUCCUGCAUUUCGUUCUUUGUGGCAGUGUGUUGCUCCUUCAGACAGGCAGAAUACAAUAAACUUCUAGUUUCGUUACUAAAAACUGCAUGACUGGAAAAUGAUGUACUUGGCGGCGAGUAGCCGAGUGUAUUUUUGUCCUUUUGGGCAAGUGGUUAUCUUGCGACUGGGAGCAGCAGCAUUUGGCAAUAGAGGCUUGUAGACAUGCCAUUUCUUUUUCUCUGCAAAAUAUUCCUGUGGAAAAGUGGCAGAUCAUAUGGCUGCUGAGCAUUUCACAACUGGGAGACGAAGCAUUUUGGCGUGAGAGGCACAUGAGUAUACAUUUCCCUUUUCCCUUCUAAUUAUUUUUGUAGUUAGGUUUUUGUUCUGUAAUGCAUUUUUGGUUGCUGCUAUGUAUUUAGUAGAUACGAUUUCACAUCCAUCUUAUUUCCAAUUGACAUUCAUCUUACACAAUCCAAUAUGCAAGAGGGUUGUACUGUGUAAAUUCGUACUGCUGUGUUAAUGAUGAAUAAAUUCUUA
This is a messenger RNA of Ilex paraguariensis (yerba mate), 2066 nucleotides long. NCBI's taxonomy places the organism in Eukaryota, Viridiplantae, Streptophyta, Magnoliopsida, Aquifoliales, Aquifoliaceae. The record is from the annotation of a GenBank genome assembly.